Porites lobata is the source of this 28259-nucleotide messenger RNA. Lineage: Eukaryota; Metazoa; Cnidaria; Anthozoa; Scleractinia; Poritidae. The record is from the annotation of a GenBank genome assembly.
AUGCAGCGCUCUAAAUUUAAGGGUGGUGACAGGAGUAAAGGACAAACUCCACGGCGGCUGGAUUCCGAUGGAAGUGGCUCUGUGGUCUCCCUACAGUCAUCCUCUUCAGAUGAUGGCAAAUUUCCAGGCAACCAGAUUUCCGAGGGUGUGAAUCGUCCACCAGUGUUCCAAGUGGAUUCUUCUGAUGAAAUUGGUACACAGAGGUUUUCAAUGAACAGAGGAGGUGAUGACUCGGCUCGAAAAAAUUUAGAUAAACUCCAGCAGAAGUUGAGCACACAGCCAACCCAUGAUACCUUGGAUGAGAUAAUUUCAACCAUGAAACACCAUGGUGGUAUUAAGGAUCCUUCAGCUGCUGGUAUGUCCUUUCCUUUGCAAAGUGAUUCAGCUGUUGGAGGAAAAGCAUACACAUCGGCACAGUCCUAUUCAGGUAGCUUAGGGUGGAAUUCAUCAACACCUUUGCAAAUGAGGUAAGUAAAUUAAUAAGGUUAUAACUAACUUUACCUGAGUUAGAUCUUACACAGUACUCUCUCUCUCUCUCUCUCUCUCUCUGCCUAUUUUAGUAACAUAUUUUAUUCCAUUGGCCUCUUGCACAUCUCCCAUAAUAUAUCUGGUUUACCUUACCCAAAUUUUGCAUAAGUACUAUGUAUUGACAGUCUUUAAUUUCUCUUGGGACAACUGUGAAACCAACAAGAAAUUAAAAACAAAGGUUAUCCAAAAUUUUUAAGGGAAAACAAGUUGCAUUAUUGAAGAUAUAUGUCGCAGUUAAUUUUUUUAUUUUGUUAUUGUUUUUGGGUAUGAUAAUGUAUGCUAAUGAAUUUUAAACAAAAGAAAAACAAAAACUAACUGCAACAUAUACAAAUGGUCAUUGAAUGCUCAACCCGAUAAAUGUGUCAGUGCAAAGAGCAAAAUUAUGCAACUGAAAAUAAGAAAAAUAGAGGGAGUGAAAUUGAAUCUCUGUUUCUUGAGAUUACUAUUUCUAACUUGCCCAGUUUCUAUCCUUACCCUCCUACAGUGAAACCUCAAUAUAACGAAGGGUUGAGGGACUGGGGAAAUUUGUUCACAAUAACAGUGCUUUGUUAUAUCAAGGUUCUUUUUAAUAUAUUUUAUUAUUAGUGGGGCGAAGAAAAUCAUUUAUUAUUCCAAGGAGCUGGGACUUGUCAUAUUGAGGUUCCACUGCAUAUGCUUUGUGCUCAUGCUCAUCUUUCUUGUAGCCUGUAUGGCAGGGAUUCGAAAUAGAAGGGGAAGGGAAUUGGGAACUAGACCACACUCUAGCACACCUUUUGCAUUUCUCACACCUUGGAGUCUCCUUUCCUUUCCUUUUCAAAUGCUUGCCACACAGGCUAUAUGUUAAAAAAAAAAAAGGUUAAAGGCAUGUUUAUAGUGGAAGGUGCACUUAGCUAGUCAGCUAAUUUACAGGCACUCCACUCAAAUAUUUAGAAACAAAUAAUUCAAAUACAACAUAACAGGAUUAAAAACCCCAACUGGCAGAAGGCAACCAGUUGGCUAUUUACAAGCAUGGCCGAGAAUUUGAACUCGGAAUGACCGAGCACAAAUCCAGCAAGUGGCCAGAGCGGGACUCGAACCCGGGACUGCCGGAUUGCGAGUCCGACGCGCUGACCACUCGGCCAUGCUGCCUCCCAUAUGUGAAGCUUAAACUCUCUUAUUGUUUACGUACAAAGCAUUAUUUUUACUACUUUGGAGAUACAAGAUAAUUGUAGGUUAACUGCCAGUAAACCUUCUUUGUUGAAAAGGUUAUUCUUAGUAUGUGUUAACCUAUUUUAGAUUUGGCAAUAACUAUAUUUUUAAAAUUGAUCUCCUUUUAGUGGCCACCAGAAAUUUGGCGAGAAACAUACAAGACAACUCAAGGACAUAACAACACACUUUGAAUCUGCAAUAGACAAGAUUCGCGACCAAUUGAAUGGUGUGGGAAAUAACCUGUCAGCUCUGCAAGAUGCAUUGCCUGUCAAGAUGCUUGAAGCUGCUAAUCAUAAAUUGGAAGCAAGGUGUAAUGUUCUAGAACAAGUUUGCGAACAGAUGAAAAAUAAAUCAGCCAGGCUGGAACAAUCCAACCAUGACCUUGAUAGCAACUGUGCACAGUUACGACAAUUUAAUCAGAAUCUUGAGGUCCGCUGCUUAUAUCUGGAACAAGUUUCACAGGCAAAUGAGAAAGAGAAAGCUCACUUACAAGAAAAUUGUCGAGAUCUUGAAGCAAAGGUUGUGGAGCUUGCUGCAAGUAAUGAGAAAGCAAUCGGAGCUUGUUGUCAACUUGAAGAACUUAACCAGAAGUCUGAGAAUAAGCAUCAGGAGGUGGAAGAGUCCAAAAAGCUUCUGGAAUCACAAUACAAAUCUUGCGUAGUGGAUAAUCAAAAGCUUGAGGCCCAGAUUGGACAAUGCCAAAAAACUUUGGAGCAAUACAAAAAGUAAGGCAUACAGUCAUGCUAGGUCAAGUGCACCCCAUAGAUUCCAUUUAUGAAUUCAUUAUUAGAAAAUUGAACCCAUUAGUCGUUGCUGCAACCAGCGUCAAUUCAAAUCUGCAUUCCUGCAUGUGUAAUGAGCAGUGGAUUUUUUACGAAAACCUCUCUGUAUUUGGUGGGAUUGAAAAAUCUUUGAGUGGGUGCAACUGCUUUGAAGACAUCUACAUCAAAUUCAAGAAGACUGAGCUGGUGGAAAUAAUUAUUUCAUAACUACCUUGCAUUGGAAUUCACUGUUCAUUACUUAGGUAUGCAGGAAUGGAAUCUUGGGGGGUUUGCUUGACCUAAAUUGAUUUUUGCGAAAUGGCAGGAGAUGUUAAGGGCUGUGUUUCAACAAAGUAAUAUUAGUAAGUUCAAACUUCCUCUAGCUCUGGCAAGUAAGGUCAUAGAAAGCAUUUGAAAAAAUGCCAUAGAUUGGAUCCUUAUUAUAUUAUAUUUUUAAAAUUUCUCAACUCAUGCCAAAUAUAAAAUUUGUUUUAUAAUGUAAGCUGUGUCUUGGAGCAGAGGAAAUGCCAAAAAAAUGCAGUGAACAAAGAUGAACACUGAUGUAAAGUUGUAAUAAUUUGAGUGACAAGUGGAGUUGAUGUUGAGAUUCAAAUAAAUAUUCUUGGAUUUAAUGUAAUUUUACCUUUAUCUCAAAUUCAUCAAUGCAUAUUCAUUAUCACAUCCAAAAGCUAGAAAAAAUUAAACUGUGGAUUAAAUUAGGCCCGCAACAUCGACCUGUUGUCAGAGUUGUAAUUGUAAUUUGUUGUAUUUUGUUUGUAAUUUGUUAACCAACGAAGCUCGUAGGUCAGAGUUCUUAAGAAGUCGUUGAAACUUUUCUGUGCAUUCCAAUUGAAUUGGAAUUUGGAAGUGUUGGUUUUUAAGGAGAGGGGAAAACCAUAGUACCUGGAGAAAACCCUCUCAAAGCAAGGGAGAGAACCAACAACAAACUCAAGCCACAUUAUGGCGUCAGUAAUGCCAGGAGUCGCACCUGGGCCACAUUGGUGGGAGGCGAGUACUCUCACCACUACACCACCCUUGCUCCAAAUAAUUAGUUUAAUAUUAUUAUAUUAUAAAAUCACAAUACACAAAUAAAUUUGACUUUGAUUGACUUCUGCUCAGGCAACUGAAAUGUCAGGUCACAGUUAUUAAAACUAGUCUUAUUCAGAACUACACUUACCUGGACAACAACAGUCAACCUGUUCACAAAAACUAAUCAUUGUUUUUGUAAAUGUGUAGGAAAUUUAGAGACUUUGAGGAGGCAAUUAACACAUCAAAAAGAGAAAAGGUAUGUUCUGAAUACCUUUUUUAGAUGUGAAUUUAACGUCCAAAUAUUUCUUCAAGGGCUGAUUGUUCAAAGUGCUCUCUUGCAUUGCGAGGUUGAAAACCCUAAAAACAAAAUUCCUCUACAAAAAGGAAAUACAAACACUUAAAAUCCUUUCUAAGCUGUUUGCGAGCAUGAGCAAAGAAGUUAAUUUGGGGCUGCUUGGACAACCUCAGUGUUAGGGCGCUUUCCAUUUGUCAGAACUGACCGGCCAAACCAUUCCCGUUGCAAUGAUAAUUUCCCUUUUAAUCAAAACUCUCUAGCCAGAUCAGUCACAUCCUAAAUAGUAUGCACUGAGGAGAUGGUUUUUCAGCAAAAACUCUUGGAAAAAGCCUAUUUCAUUAUCAAACUGACUGGUUGGACAAUGGCCUGGCUGGUCAGUUCUGACAAAUGGAAAGCGCCCUUAGUAACUGGAAAGUAUCAGAGUGUAAAUGCCAGUGCAGUGGAUUUCAACACCAUAAUCAAAGAGUUCCCACUUGUUUUGAGUGUUAGGGGUCCAUAGGACCUCCAGUCCCAAGAAAUUGAAAGUCGUUUUUGCUUUUAAAAGGUUCCAGACCAUGUGUAUGUAUUAGGUAUAAGAGUGUGGGAAGGGGGAAUUUGUGGUCUACAAUUUCUUCUUUUGCUAUAAACAGAACCAUUUUUACUUGAGCUUUCAAAGUAUAGUCAUACUUGAUGUGUCUGCCACAUGUUACAUGACCUUUUUCCCAAUUGACCAAGAUCUAAGGCCCAUUGCUGAAAAGAAGUUGCAUCAUGUACAAAUCAUUGGGAUGGUUUUGCCUAACAUCUGUAUGUCUCAAGACGUGUUUUGCAUUUUCAUGUGGUCAUCAGUGGAAACUUGCAUUAACCAUAAAAAUUCUUCAAGCAAUUUGGACUUGAAGACAUGCUUUUUGAGGAUCUACAUCAGUUUUUCUUUUGUGUCAUAUAGGCAAAGCAUGUGUUUGUUUGUUUUUUUUCAUCAUUGAGGGCUGUGUUUUCUAGGUGGGCAUAAUUAUUCCCUGAGUAGACAAAAUGGGGGAUUGAUAUGGGGAUUUCCAAAAUGAUUGAAAAGAUGUAUGGGUGUAGUGACCAGUCAUUGUGUAUCCCUGGAACUCUUGGGCUCAAAGAAAUGUGUGUCCUUUUUUUUUUUAUUUUUGUGCAAAAUAUGCUCACAUGUGCAUUGAUGAGAACCUUGCUUGAUUCAACCAGUCCUGUAAUUUUCUUUCAACAAAUAUCUACCACUGACCAUCAGUCUACGCCACUUUUUUAAAAUUUAAAUUGAAUUUAAAAUACAUUUUCUACAGUAUAGGGAACAAAUCUACUUGCAGAUUUUCUGUGAUUUUCUGUCAGAACACUUUGCCUCCCCCCACCACUGCCCUUCUCAUCCCAGUCAAGGAACGUGAAAAAAGACUAGAAGAAAAUUGCCUCAGGUUAGGUGGGAAACAAUGAAAAAUGAGGUUGUUGGGAUGUAUUUAUUGAAGUCAGGAUAGUUGCUAAGAUAUAAUUAUAUUUUUCUAUGUUUAAACAAGGAAAGCUUAGCUAUGAAGCUAGAAUUUUUGAACAAAGGGCUCACUCAGGUCAAACAGAAGUAUGAAGAAUUGAAGUCCAUGUGUGCUGCAAAGGACGAGCUGAUUACCAGGCUGGAAAAUGAGAUGAGGGAACUGUCUGUGUUUGUGGAAAAAACAAUCAAGGUAUUUUAAGUUGUCAAAAAAAAAUCUUAAACACCUGCAAGCUUGUAUUAGGCACUUAAGUCAUUAUUUUUUUUUAUUUAAAGUACUAAUAGUAAUAAAACUGAUUUCAGUGGUAGCAUGUAUGCUAAUGUAUAUUUUGCAUCGUUUUCCUUAGUAAUAUUUCCUGUCAGUGUGCUCCUACUGUGGAUGGUUUCUCCUAAAAUUUUCUGCACUAUUGCUAUGGGAUUUUUUAUUGAGCCAAAACCAAAUGCGCGAUUGCAUGCAUUUUAGACAUCCUACUGAUGAAUGGUUAUUAUAAUUAGUAGUUAAAUAAUAAUUACGGGAGCAAUUGUGUCAUUUUUUUUAUAGUCUGCCCCUUUGAAAUAUCCCAAUAAAAUUUGAAUUUGGAGGAAAAAAUACUCGUAAAAAACUGGAUUAUAACUGGAGUAUAACUACAACUGGAGUAGCCAGAGAAAACCCAAGAGCAAGGACCAAUAAUAAACUAAGCUCAAACCACAUAAGUGACCGGCACCUCUGGGAUUCAAUGACAUGGGCAUGUUGGUGGGGGCAAGUACUCUCACAAAGCUUGAUUUUGGGAUGUAUGCUUGACUUUUUGAGGCUGCAUGUUAAAAAAAAAUUAACAUACUGAUUUUUUCAAGCACUUGACAUUGAAGGAAUUUGAAAGCAUACAGUUUUGGCAAUUUUAAUAAUAUUUAUAUAGCCAGUAAGUUUAUAUGUGACAAGUGAUUGAAGCAUGAUACUGUAUACAGCUGACAUUCUAACCAAGAGUAUUAAGUACCGGUACAAGUACAUUUUACAUAAUGCCAAACAUUCAAAACUAUGGGUUGGCAAAAUCAAUUAAUUUAAGACCUUUUUUUGUUCCGGUGUUGUUUCAAUUUAUUACUGGCUUUUAUUAGGGGGUGGAAACACCAGUUUUUAUUACAGUCAAACCUCUCCACAAUGGCCAGCUUGGGGACAGAAGAAAGUGGCCGUUGUAGAUGGGGGCGGUUAUGGGGAGGAAAGGGUGUAAUAUGACAAAUUCGUUUUAGGGAGCGCAAUUAUUGCUAAGUUCAUGCUUGUAAGUACUGCCCUGUAAACAUGUAAAUUUGCUACUUUUUAUUUAUUAAAAAAAAUCACAUGGAAUCUAUUUUAUUUAUUCCGAGGAAUUUUUUUUUCUUUCAAUUUAGCCUGUGUAAUUUUUUUUCUUCUUUGCUUUUUACUUGCAAUAAAAUAGAAUAAAACAAAAAGUUCAUGCUUGCUGUAUCCCAUAGUGGUAUUCCAGUCACAUAUAAUACCAUAAAAUUCCGAAAAUAAGCCCCUCCAAAUAUAAGCCUCCCAAACCGGUAACGCAAAAAACCCUCCAUUAAAUCGCCUCUCCAAAUAUAAGCCCCCCAGGGGCGUGUACUUGGAAAAUUGCCCUCAAAUACAAAGUAAAACAAAGCAAAAACUUUAAAUUUACUUCCAACUAUAAGGCUAGCCCUAUCGAUUUUGAAACGCAAAUUUCCCUACGUACAUAAGCCCCUCCCAAUAUAAGCCCCUCCAACAAUAAGCCCCUCGAAAAGGGCCUUUGAAAAAUAUAAGCCCUGGGCUUAUUUUCGAAAUUUUACGGUAUAUGGAGAUAAAAUACACAAAAACAUUGAAUAACGUUUUGAAUCAAAAUGUUAAUGUGACAAAACAAGCAGUGUUCUCAACAUUUGCUAUACGUAUUGUAGACAAGUUAUGCUUACUGCAGCAGUAUAAAUCACACACAAGUAAAAUACGAUUGCUGUGAUUAAUCAUCAACACACCACACAGAUUAAAUUUCAUGACCAGUAUUGACCUUUUCAUCAGUUGCUGAAAAAAACUGGCCGUUGUUCAGAGGUGGCUGUUUGUGGAGGUUCAAUAUUACAUAACGUAAAUUAAUUGCUCCUUAUGAUGCUUUACAAUCUUUUUGCAGGAGAAAACAGAAGCUGAGAAACACAGCAAAAAAGAUAAGGAGCUUCUUCAAAGAGUAAGUCCUAAAAACUGCAAUCAGAGUUGAUUUUUACUAUGACCAAGCAGUACACCAUCCUCGGAGACCCAGGGCGGUCAGUCGUACACGACCACUAUUAUUUUGCAACAGUUGCCCGGUUCGUUCACCAAGCUUUCCUAAUCAGAAACGAAGGAAUUACUGAUGAGUCGAAAAACGUUCCGGAUGCUAUCAGCAGGAGCAAUUCAAUUUGCACUGAGACAAUUCUGCUUCUGACGCAUCACAAUUAAAUAAUGAAAAAGAGUGUAAAGAUGUAGCGGCGACAAGAAAGUAUUACAAAAAGCAAUAGCUUGACGAGGCAAAACAACACCUUUGCACGUGCAUCAAGCUUUUUUGUACAUUCCUGUGCCGUCACUACACGACUACCACGUCAAAAUGGCUAUUUUUACGUUCUGGGAAGGACGUGAACAAGCAACAUGACAAAAUUUUCUUUUUCUCUAUGAACUUGGAUAUGGUUGAUAGAAAUUCAGCUCCAGAAGAGUUUGCUUGCACUUGACAAAGUAAGCGAGUUGGAAUAAUCACGAUAAAGACUGAAAAAAAGCAAAUUCACUUUUCAUGCGACGUUUUCGUGUCAGCUGUCAUGGCAUCUUUAACUCCGUAAUAUAUAUGAAGGCAUGAUCGAGGCAAGUGUGAAUACCUGUUGUAAGCUCAAGCUUGUAUUUUUGGAAAAGGAUCUGUAGUUUUCGGGUAGACAGUAUUUUGAAAUGGAGAGUUUAUAUCAAAUUGAAAGUUUCCUGACUGCAUGCAAUUCUUUGGUGCAUGAGCCAGACAAGCUGUGAUCGAGUCAAUAGUGGUCAUGUACGAACUCACGAAAAGAACUCAGGAGAUGCUGUUUGUCGAUUGGGCACAAUAAUACAAAGCGUUUUUUGUGCCCAAUCAGGAGCCAGCAUUUGCUUGACCAUUUGGAAAUGGUCUGAUGACAAUCGGUACCCAGGGGCUUUUCCGCCUGUGCUUGAAAACUUUCGUCGCGCCUUUUCUCCCGGCCCGACUGACCCCCCCCCGGGUCUCCGAGGAUGGCAGCACACUCACCGUAUUUUCUCCAAUAAUGGCCAGGGGUGUUCAUUGAUUUUUUUUUCUGCACCAGAAGGGAGCGAUUAUUCGAGGGAAGGAGAUGGUUUCCAAUAUUGCUCAUAGGAAGUUGUGAUCGAUCCAAAUGUUUUGUUUUAUUUUCCCGUUAAUUAACCCAUUCGCCCCUGAACCGCCCGUAACCGCCCGUGCCUAUCCAGGUCCUCUCUACCCUUUGUGACGUCAUCAGUUUUAACGGUCAAGGACAACCUUCUUCGCUAACUUGUGCAGAGUGAAGAGAUCUUUCAAACCAUACCAGAAUGAGCACAAUUUAGUCAAGGACACCGGAGAAAGAAGCAAAAAACCACGUGACAAGGACCUGAAAAUCUCCAUGAAAAUCUUGUUCCAUUACCCACCUACCUUUCCUUUCACCUAAUCCUAAGACCCUAAAAGCUUUCCUAAAAACUCUUCCCACCAAAAUGAAGCCUACUAAAUGCCCAGCAACAGAAAAAAAAAAUGAGGCAAGAAAAGCGAAAAAAGAAGGGAGGAGAGAAAGCGAAAAGUAAAAGUCAAGACUGCUGUGUCACUUUUAAACCCAAAAACUAUGUCGAAAUUUUGCUUUCUGCGCAUGCCCGAACUUCGCAAGCUGAUACUUUGCAUCUGGAUCAGAAGGCCGCCAAGUGUACGACCUGUAAACCGGUUUGUGGUAAGUUUUAGCUCUUUAUAGCACGACAGUGACCAGAAAACCACUCGACUAGCUUCAAAACGCGUUUUUCGGCAAAAUCUCCAGGAGCGAAUGGGUUAAAAAAUAAAAUAACCACAUCAAAUAAAAUAAACAUGGGCAUUUUUAGUGUUCCAAAUUUAGUUCCUUGAUUAAUUUUCAGUGUCAAUAUCUUGGUUGUCAGACCGGAUGUUGAAUUGUCACUGAUCAGUUUUGCUUAUUGUAAGUGCAAUUCGAAAUAUUAAACUCGAUAAAACGGCUUCCAAAUGGUUCCAGAAGUGAACAGACAGUAAAACACAACACAAACACAAGUUGAGUCAUUUUAUUGCAAAUUCUUUCAAAAAUUGUAAGUUAGACGGUAUUUUGCUUGUUUUCAUGCAUUUUUGUAUCAUAAAAUUCAAAUUCCAACAAACUCCCAUAUAGAGUCUGGGCUGCCUGUGUUGUAAACUGGCCAAUGUAAAGACCCAUUAAAUCACAAAUAACUUGUGAUUAUAUGACUCCUUUGGUAUUUAGAUGUUUGUUUUUAAGAGCACAGAAAGCCAGACAUUUAAACUCACCACUAGCAGCUGUGACAGUAUUAGUACUGUUGUAAACGGGAGUUGAUUUCGUGGCCAACAGAUAAGUGUCGACUGCUUGAGUAUCUCUAGACUUGGCCGGUUUCGGGCUAUCAGUAUUCUAAGGGACUUGUAAACACUCAAGUCCUGAUCACAUUCAUAUUCAUCGUUUAUUGCUAAAUCAAGGUACUUUUAUACAUAUUGGUAGCUAAAUCAUACGUGGGAAAAUAUCGUAGGGAAUACGUGUGGUUUCCUUUCUAGUAAACACCCUAAUUCGAUUGAAAGCUUAAAACACUAUUACACCUACAUUACUUACGUAAAUCCUGAGCGGCUAGGUUUGAGUAAUCAUUCCAUCCUACACAAAAUCCUAUCAGUUUAAAGGGUGUAGCUUGUAGCUUUUACGCUAUUCCGAUCGGAAGGCACAUCUAACUAUCUACUUUACACGCUGCACAUUUUUGCACGCUUGUUUACACAAUAGGGAUCAUAUUUCCGGUUCCUAUCAAGCUAGUAAUUGAUCUAUUGUUCACUUAAGAUUAACUAGUCACGAUUCAUUGUACAAAGUGUCACGAAUUCUUUAACUUUACUACACUAUCCCCCCCUUAGAAAAGGGCAUGUCCCCAUGCCAUGCAACAAAGGAAAGGAAAACUACUGGAUUCUAAAGCAAAAUAUAAAUCACUGGGUGUACAGCCACUAUAAAAAAAUAUCAACUCUGAAUGCAGCUACAGUAAGAAAAUUAAUCAAAGUUCAUUCAAAAAUUAAGAAACAAAGUCUCUCAUCCAAGCAGGAGCAUGAACUUCUCUUCUUGGUCUGUCUACGACAGGGGGAGGCACUACUUCAGCUACUGGUUCUGGAGCUGGCAUUUCUGCCUCUGUGGAGUCCUCUUCCUCAGCUCUUGCUGAUGUCUCGUUCCCGUCAGCUGCAGUACCGUCUGCAUACAUGAGGUCAGUCUCAUCCGGAACAUAGCGAGGGGGAAGAUGAGGUCUCCGCACUGGCAAACUGGAUGGCUGGCCAGUAGGCUGAUCAGGUUGCUGGGCCCUCUGUCGUGGCUCGCCACACAGCUUCAGUCGAUUGAAGUGCACAACUCGCCGUUUUCUGGGGUUGUCCACUUCUUCUAUCCGGUACGUUACAUCGCUGAUCUUCUUUACCACCACGUGUGGACCAUGCCAUGGCGAAUGCAACUUCUUUGUCCGUCCUGACUUGAUUACAGGAAAAUGAAGGUACACAUGAUCUCCAACCUUUAUCUCGUCUCCAGCAACGCGGCGGUCAUAGUAGUCCUUCUGUCUUCUCUGGGCAGUCUUCAGGUGUUCUCUAGCUCUCUCAUGGGCUUCUUCGAGGGUGGAUCUGAGGUUCCUUGCGUACUCAGAGGCUGCUUCCGGCUGAUGAGGUUCACGACCAUACAUAACAUCCAAGGGCAACCGUACCUCAUGUCCAAACAACAGGUAGUGGGGUGUGUACUGGGUAGAGGAAUGGACACUGGACCGGUAUGCCAUCAUCACCAUGGGUAGGUGAACAUCCCAGUCACGCUGGUGCUCGGCGACGUAUUUUGCCAGCAUGUCCUGUAUCGUACGGUUCAUGCGCUCAACCAUGCCAUCACUCUGUGGGUGGUAUGGAGUUGUUCUCGUUUUCUCGAUACUGAAGAGGUUACACAUUUCCUUAAACAGCUGGGCUUCAAAGUUCCGGCCCUGGUCAGUGUGGAUACGCUCAGGUGCCCCGAACCUGGAAAUAACCUCGUUCACCAGCUUUUCUGCGACUGUCUUUGCCUCUUGAUUCGGGAGUGGGAAUGCCUCGGUCCACUUCGUGAAGUAGUCUCCAACAACCAGAAUGUACUUCUGACCAGAUUCUGUUGUUGGUAGGGGACCCAUGAUGUCCAAAGCAAUCCUCUCAAAUGGGUAACCGGGACAGCUGCUGACAGGGGUGCUCUUCCUGGCUGCUGUGGGGACUUCCUCCUCGAGCACUUUUUCGCACUGUUGGCACCAAUCUUCGAUGUCAUGCUGCUGACCAUACCAGUAGAAGCGUUCUCUCACUCGCUCCAAGGUCUUGGUUACUCCCAGGUGGCCAGCUGAGGGUGCAUCGUGAAGGGCGGAAAGGACUUCGGAUACCAUAGACCUGGGAAGUACUAACUGCAGCCCGCGUGCCAUGACCAUCAUCUGUUUCCCACCGGCGGUAAAGGACACCAUUCUCCAACUGCAACCUGUUCCAUUGUGCCCACAAGCUCCUGGUUGCCUUACUGGUUCCUUCUAUCUCCUGGAAAGUCGGUUGGCUGGUCUGGUUCUGCUUCCAAGCCAAGAUCUUCUUCAAGUCAGGAUCCGCCGCUUGACUGGAUCGCAGGUUGGUCACUGUCCAACUGGGUACCCAGGUACUGGUGCUGCUGCCCACUGCAUUGGUCUGGGUUAUCUGGUCAGUGUCCUCAGCAACCACCAGGGGUUUUUCUAAAGCGCGUCAGCAUUCUGGUGUUUUCGUCCUGGUCGGUGUUCAAUCUUGUAGUCGUACUGGGCCAACAACUCGAGCCACCUGGCCACCUGUCCCUCGGGUUCCUUAAAGCUCUGAAGCCACUUCAGUGCGUUGUGGUCUGUUCUGACAGUAAACGGUCUUCCAUACAGGUAAUGGCGGAAGUGUCUGAUUGCGUAAACCAUAGCAAGCAUCUCUUUCUUGGUAGUGCUGUAUCGGCGCUCACGAUUGUCCAGCACCACGACUUGCAUACGCGAUCACUCUCUCACUCCCGUCCUGCUCUUGAGAAAUAACUGCUCCGAGGCCAUAGUCACUCGCAUCACAGUCCACAAUGAACUUUGCGUCACUUGGGAAAGGCCAGUACAGGAGCUGUCACCAAUUUCUCUUUCAGGCUACGGAAGGCCCUGUCGCACUCUGAAGACUACUGGAAUCUUUCAAUGGAUUUUGCUGUCAGGCGAUGCAAAGGGGAUGCAAUCUCUGCAAAGUCCUCGAUGAACCUGCGGUAGUACGAGGCCAGACCCAGGAAACUUCUUACAUCGGACACAUUGGAGGGGGUAGGCCACUGCUCCACCGCUCUUAUCUUGUCUGGAUCAGUACUCACACCAUCUGCUGAGAUCACAUGGCCAAGAAAAGGGACUUUCGGUCGCAACAGGAAGCACUUUGAGGGUUUCAGCUUCAGCCCUGCCUGGCGGAAUCGCUCGAAAACUUCUCGUAGCCGCACCAGGUGUUCCUCAAAGUCUCGACCAAACACAAUAACAUCGUCCAGGUAGACCAGGCACGUCUGCCACUGCAGUCCAGCAAGAACAAAUUCCAUAAGCCUCUGAAAGCGUACUUGGCGCAUUACAGAGACCAAAGGCCAUUACCUGGAAUUCAAAGAGGCCAUGACGGGUCGUGAAUGCUGUCUUCUCACGGUCAGCACCCUCCAUCUCGACCUGCCAAUAACCGCUGGCAAGAUCCCACGUACUGAACAGUUUCGCACCUGCUAGGGGCGUCUAAGGUCUCAUCGAUUCGGCGGAAGUGGGUAGGCGUCCUUCCUGGUCACAUCAUUCAGCUUGCGGUAGUCCACACAGAAACGCAGUACCACCAUCUUUCUUCUUGACCAGAACUAUGGGUGAGGCCCACGGGCUAGUAGAUGGACGUACAACCCCAUUCUGCAACAUGUCUUCCACGUGCUGGCGUACAACCUCCUGCUGGUGCAAUGGUACCCGCCUUGGCGCUUGCUUUAUAGGAGGGGAGUCACCUGUAUUGAUUUGGUGCUUUACCACGCCGGUUCUACCGAGGUCUGCUGGUCCAGAUGAAAAGAUGUCUGCAUACUCAUCUAAGGCGUUUUCAGUGCAGUCCUCUGCCCGCCAGUCAGGUCUAGAGAGUCAAGGUCAAAUUUACUGGACACCUUUGGCUGCGUCGUACUACGAGGCGCUGCAGGCGUAACGUGAUUACACUCAGGGGGUCAGGGCUGCUUUCCUCCAACUCACUGAGGGUACCAACUGAGGUGUUCUUGUACAGGGUAACAGGCAUUGGUGACGGGUUGACCAGGCGGAUAGGUACUGUGUUGUUCUUAGGGUGGGCUACCACACGAGCAAGCAAAAGAUCGUGUUGUUUGGCAAAACUUGGAGAUGGUUCCACUAGACCUAACAAACCAUCACCACAACCAGCCCCCUUAACCUUAGCAUGCAACACUAUUUCAUGACGUCCAGGAACAACCACAGUCUCCGCUAAACUUAUCCUAAAAACUUUGUUACCACCACUCUUAGCCUGAAGGUUAACAAUUUUGCUCCCAAUACUUAGUGACUUAGCCUCAAAAUCAAUUUUGCAACCAUGUUUACCUAAGAAAUCUAUACCUAGUAAACAAUCCUGGGUAACAUCUGCAGCAACUAAAACUGAAUGAACAACAUUCACCCCAUCAACGCAAAUUUCCAGGUCACACUUGCCCCUAAUAUCCAAAGGUUGGCCAUUCGCUGAAACCACUGGUUCACCAACCACACUUAACCUAAAAUUUUGGGGGGACCUGUUAAGCACCCGCUGAUGCACAAGAGUCACUGCCGACCCAGUGUCGACCAACAUGUCAAUAGGUUGCCCUGCCACUAGCCCUGCUACAUACACAGCAGUGUCACUAGAAACACUAUGAAUACUUGAAAACGAGUUUGCUACAACUUUAGUUUCUACUUUCUUACUUAAAUUAUUCUCCGAUACAUUUCGGGUCUCUCCGAUUUCCCCGACCGACGCUUGACCCGCGGCGCCGAUCACUUGGAGUUUCCCUGCUGAUCCCGUGCUGGUUGAGGACAAUCGGCAAUGUAAUGGCCCCGUUUGUGGCACCUAAAACAACGGCGUUGUAUUCGAUCUUUUGUAUUCGGCCCCAGUCCCCGACCGUUUUGUUUACGUUCGCUCUCGCCCGAAGUUGAAGGCGGCUGCCGCUGUUGCUGGUGUUGCUGGACGAAGUGAACCAUCUGAUUCAUGGCGGCUGUGUUCUGUUUGAGGAGUUCUGCAAAUGCACUGCGCUCAUCCUGGGCUGGUUCUUGUAUUACUCGGACAGACCGACCCUUAGUCCGCCGAGACUCCGCUUCGUACAUUGCCUCGAUUUGCAAGGCUCGACUGACCGCUUCAUCGAGCGUUUUUGGACCCGAUUCUCGGAUCUUCAUCCGUAUUUCCCGGUCCUCCAACGCGUCGAUAAAUUGAUCCUUCGCAAGGCUGUCUUGCAAAUCAGGAAUCGCCUCGGGAUACGCUUUACCGACGAGUCGUCGCAGCGAACUAGCGAGAUCCGGUAGCUUCUCGUCCCGUUCCCGGCGUCUUGCACGAAACUCCGCCUUGUGGAGCUCGAUCCGUUCUUUCGGCACAAAUUUUUCGCGAAGUGCUCUUUUUAAACCCGUAUAAUCUCCCCGCACGUCCGGUGAUAAACUCUGUAGUUGGAGCAACGCGGCCCCACGCAUACGAACAGCGAGAAACUGAGCUUUACGCGCGUCGUUCCACUCGUUUAUCACGGCGCAAUCUUCGAAAUGGGAAAGCCACGAGUCCCAUUCUUCGUUCCCGGCCGCCGAAAAUGCCUCCGGCAUAACUAUUGGCCUAUUACUACUAGUUGCCGCUUGUGCAGUAGCGCCUGAGCUAGGGGCAGGAGUUUCUCCGUCGGGAUUAACCAUAAUAAAAUUUAAUCAAUUACGUACACAAGAAUAGCGAUAACCCAAAACACAACCAAGCCAGUACAAGUCCCGCAAACCCAAUUGCGACAAACAGCUUCCCGACAACUUAUCAACUACAAACAAGCUCUACUUAUCUCCAAGAAUCGCCAAACUUCUCGAUCCUUGUAGAACUGAUCCACGAAGACUUGAAUUCGAUCCCGCCGCUUGCCACCAGUGUUGUAAACGGGAGUUGAUUUCGUGGCCAACAGAUAAGUGUCGACUGCUUGAGUAUCUCUAGACUUGGCCGGUUUCGGGCUAUCAGUAUUCUAAGGGACUUGUAAACACUCAAGUCCUGAUCACAUUCAUAUUCAUCGUUUAUUGCUAAAUCAAGGUACUUUUAUACAUAUUGGUAGCUAAAUCAUACGUGGGAAAAUAUCGUAGGGAAUACGUGUGGUUUCCUUUCUAGUAAACACCCUAAUUCGAUUGAAAGCUUAAAACACUAUUACACCUACAUUACUUACGUAAAUCCUGAGCGGCUAGGUUUGAGUAAUCAUUCCAUCCUACACAAAAUCCUAUCAGUUUAAAGGGUGUAGCUUGUAGCUUUUACGCUAUUCCGAUCGGAAGGCACAUCUAACUAUCUACUUUACACGCUGCACAUUUUUGCACGCUUGUUUACACAAUAGGGAUCAUAUUUCCGGUUCCUAUCAAGCUAGUAAUUGAUCUAUUGUUCACUUAAGAUUAACUAGUCACGAUUCAUUGUACAAAGUGUCACGAAUUCUUUAACUUUACUACAGUACUUUUUUGGAAGGGAAAAAUGUGCUCUUCAGUUAACAUGUUUGUUGUUACGUAAACUCUGUUGUGACUCUAAUCAAUAAAUUUUUUUAUAAUUUAUUUUUAGUUUAAAUUUUAGCUGUCACAAUCUUAUUAUCAUACAUGACAAUUCCCGAAAACAAGUGAAAUAAAAUUUAAACCUUGGCAAGUAGGAUAUUGAACCACGUACAGCAACUAAAAUAGUGCCUUUUUUACUUUUUUUAAACAGAUGUUAACAGAAUAUGAUGUUUUAGUUAAAGAUCACCAAGAAGCACAGGUAAGUUUUAGAGUAUUUUAAGUUAACUUUAGGUUUGCGAUUAAAGUCAAAUGUUCUAGAUAAUAAUGGACAUCCAGGGGUGAGAGUCAAUUGGCUACAUUAUAGAAGUGUCUGUUAUAUAGAGGUAAGGUUUUCUAUUAAGCUUGGUGUCUUUGGGACUGUUAAUACAACUGUCCGUGAUUGAGAGGUGCCUGUAUUAUAGAGAUAUUUUUUAUGUAAUAAGUUAGGUAUCCAGGGCUGUCAACCUCCCAUGUGUUCAAAUAUUGAGAAUUGAUAAGAAAGGGGUGAUAGAUGAUGUCAAAAUGUACAAUACGUGACAUCAUUCGUGCAAAAAAUACUUGUUGAUUCCAAUCGUCACAAAUUUGCGAUGACCACAAAAUGCAAGUAAAAGAUGUUGUUGGCUUUGUAACUUUGACCUGAUUGGUUUACUUCCCAGCAAUCACAUUGUUGCUUAUAUUACAAUGGCAUACUGGAGUUUGUGAGGAAACGUUCAAUGUUAACAUUAAAAUAGCUCAAACAAAGCAAAAUAGUUGAAAUUUUAUUGUUGGAAAGUCGAGUCUACUGAAGAAACGGCAAACUUCGAUGAUUAUCCAGGAGAUUUCAUACUCUAAUCUGGAGACCGGGAGAUACGUUCCAACUAAAAUCUGGUGUCUCCUGUAUUAUCUGGGAGAGUUGACAGCACUUGGUAUCUUGGGACCAAGAGAACUGUUUGGAAUAUAGAGAUGGUGGUAUCAUCAGGGUUGUCAUUAAGAGCCGGGGGCCAGGGAUUUUCCCCGGCUACUAAGAGAGUGGCCCCCGGCUACUUUUAUUGGAAAAUAGAAGGAAAAUAGAACCAAAAGAAAUCCCUAGCCGUUUGAUUCCCCACCUACUUGUUGUAUUUACCCGGCGACUUGAAAUCUUAGUGACAACCCUGAUCAUGGAGCUGAGGUGGAGGUUCAGGAACUAUAGAAGAGGUUUGACUGUCGGUGUUGUUUUAUUAAGAUUCUGAGAGAGAAGGAGAUACAAAAGAAUUGUAUUAAAUAACACAAGAUGGUGUUCUUUGUUGUUAAUUUCAUUUAACUGCAUUUUAAAUGUCAUAGUGAUAUUAAAACUUGACACUUUUCAGCGAGAUGGCAAAGGGUUAGCACAUGAAAUGUUUUUUUGCUUAACUUUUUCCAAGCAAUUUUAUAGUCUUUUUUUUGUAGCACCUAAUUCAAUUAUUUUGUUUUCCCAGUACUUUGCAAAAAUUUUCGUCACCAUUAUUGUGAAUUGAAUGGAACCAGGCUCAUCUGAAGAGACUUUUAACAGCUAUUUUAUAGUGUGUUGAAGCAGAUGUGAUCAGCAAAGCAAGGCUUUGAGACAUUCAAAUGAAAUUUGAAUAAAAUCAUCUUCACUAAUCCAUAAAUAUAAUAAUUAAUUAUUAUUAUUCUACUAAGUGCUAUAAAAUAAUUAUAUUAAAAUUAAAAGCUGUGACUGAUAAUAUUAUUUACUUUUAACAGGAGUACGUAAAGUCUAUGCAUGAUAAACUCGAGUUGUCACAAAGUGAGAUGGCAAAUCUGAGGGAGUAAGUUCACUGUUGUUAAUAGAGAGCUUUAGGUUUGAGGACAAGAACGAGUAUGAGUAUGAGAUUUAACGUAAAGUUUUUGGGCAUGUUCUAAAAGAAAGACUCUCCAGAAAGCUUCAGUUUACUUUUUUUCACCAAAAUAGUUAGUACGGUUAUUUAUACUGAAGGAGGUUAAACCCUCUCCCAAUAGCAAAAUGAUAAAACUUCUUACAUUUGAUAACUUGUUCCCGCCACUACGACAUUCUCGCUAAAACUCGUAGUAGAAUUAGGAUUGCUAUCAUGUUUUCCUGCUAAAAUGAUGCUGAUUCACGCAUGAGCAAUAAUCAGUAUUGAGAAAAUCUCGUACUGGUAGUCGUCCUCGUCUCAGAAUUUAAAGCUCUCCAUUGCAUUAUUGGAAAAUAUUGAAUGACUCCCAUAUCAUGCAAAACUGACAAGGGAAAGAACUUAGAAACAAAUAAGGGCAUUUUUUUUUUUCAUUAUUGGAAUGGUUAGUAGAAAAAACAAACAGUCAAGUCAAGUCAUUUUAAUUUAAUUCACACAAAUAUUUACAGAUACCUGCCACUGUUAUCUGUAAAUAACAACUGACUAAUAACUUUCAUACUUGCCAUUUUUUAAGUCAAUGUGGAGCUGAAGCAACCACGACCAUGACAGGGUCAAAAACAAUUGGUUUUAUGAGCAAAACAACAGUCUGCAUGUGCAUCACAACUUUUAAAACAUUUCUUUGACAUCCACUGCACGACUACAACAUGAAACCAACGUUUUAUGAAGGCUGCGAACAUACCGCUGCGACUUUUCCUUUCUCUUUUUGAACCUGUAUAAAGUCCUUAAGAGUACAACUCCAGGAAACAGAAGGUCGCCUACAUUUGGCAAAUUGAGCGGGUCUAAAUAGACACGGUAAAGUUUGAAAGGAUGCAAAUUAAUUUUUUAGCGACGUUUGUGCUGCUGUCUUCAUCAUCGUCGUUAAACUCCCUAAUAAUGUUGCACCUACUACUUUGUGUGACCUAAUAAAGCUGAGAUACUCCUCAUUCACUCUCAGAACUGGAUCUUCCAAAGGUAAAUUCGACCAUCUAUGGCCUAAAGUUGUAGUGCAUUAAAAUAAUAAAUUGUAGGACAAUUUACCAGUUGGCUUUCUUUUCUAUAUUUAUUUGUAUGUUAUUCAUUGUUUUCUCUUGCUUUCAGGACCAUAUCAAAACUAGUUUCAAGAGGUAAUACUAAGGAGGAUGUAGCAAAGGAGCAUAGUUACGUCCAAGAAAACAGGUUUGCAUAUUAAAUCUAUUUAUAAUAAUGGUUUCAAUACUUGUACAUGCAGCGGAUGAGUAGCUACUUAACAGUUUUUUUUCCAUUUUAACCCUUUAAGUCCCAAUAGUGACCAACAGCAAUUUUCUCCUAACGAUAUCCAUACAUGGUCAUGAGAUGAGGUUAUGAGAAUUAAUAAAAUGAUCACCCAGGAGAAAAUACUUUGAUCGUUUAUCAAAUUCUCUUAACUAAUUCUUAAAGGAAAUGUAUAGAGAUCAGUUUGGAGAAUUUGUAUGUGGAUAUGGGGGCUUAAAGGGUUAAGUAGACAGAGGUUCCUGAAAAAUACAGGCUCCAGUUGUUCAAAAGUUGGAUAGUGCUAUCCACAGGAUAAAUCGCUAUCUGGCAGAUAAGUGUUAAGGGAAAUCAAUUGCAUCAUCUAUUGGAUAGAGAUUUAUCCACUAUCCAGUGGAUAGCGUUAUCCACCUUUGGAACAACUGGGCCCAGAUGUAGACAGCAUCCAAAUGACCCACCCUUUUUGUGGUGGGGGUCUGGGAGCUGAGAAAUGUGUUUCAUAGGCAUUUUUGAACCAGGAAACUCAGAUAUUAGAUGGGUUACCUAAACCAGAAUUAAGUUGUCAAAAUAAUUUUAGAUAUGUUACAAUUUUGAACAGCACAUAGAGGCGAAUGUAGUGUGUCUACCAAACCCAGUGAUUAGUGUGACAAAGUUUUGUUUUAUCACUGUGGCUCACUAGUAAUAUUAUCAGAUGUUAGAUGUCAGAACAUUUUGUCCAGGAUAACUGCUUUAGUUUUAGAGAAAACUGCUGUCAAUGCAGCUCCUUUCCAAAAGACCUUUUUAGUACAUGCACUUUUCCAAGCAAACAAUCCUUCAGAUGUCUACUUCCUUUUUUGUUUGUCUUGUUUCACUUCAAAUUAUACCUGCUUGUUAACACUCGAAAACUUCUAAAUUUUCUUGUGGCAGACGACAAAUUUCACAAUACCUUCUUCCAAGCCACUAAAGCAAGAUUUUUUAAACAAAGCAGCUGUAAUCAUUAUGUUUCUUAACUGUCCCUGGGCAGUGUCAAAAGGUCUUUUAUGUGUUUAGCUAUAACAGGUAGCUCAAACAUUGAUGACAAUAACAGCUGUGAAAACGUCACUAAAGAAUGAAUUUGUGUCCUUUCAAACUUAGUUGUGCCUAUUUAGAUCCACCCAAAAAAUGCGAAAGGAGGUUUCACGUCAUAGUGUUGCAGUGGAUGUUAAAGAAAUGUACUAAAAAGUGUAAUACACUUGUGGAGCUGUUGUUUUGCUGACAUAAAACCAAUAGUUUUCUGAUGUUGUUGUUGUCAUCGAGGAUGCUUAAGCUCCCUAACUUGUUAUUUCUUAUUUCUUCUUCUUACUAUUCUUAUUUCUACCAAGCCCAGCUAAGUUUAAUACACAGUUGACAGUUUCUCAUUGUGAAAGAUUGUAGCCGGCAAACUUAAUACAACCAUGAUUAAACAAUUGUUUGUUUUUUCUUUUUUUUUUUUUAUCAAGUCACAUUGAACAGUCCACGGGUAAAAAUAAACUAUUUACUGGACGGAAAACUUGGGAACAAUCAACUCCCAUAAAAAAGCGAGAUAUUCAGAAAGCAGACCAGAGCCAACUUCCUUCAUCCUAUACAAGCCCAGAAAUUCCAAGAGAUGUACCGAGCUCUGAACUGGCAGCCAGCUGUCAUCCAUAUGCCACUUCGCCGAUACAUUCUGGCAGUCCAGCUGUAGCAGAUGUUUUGAAAAUUCCAUCAUGCCCUACAAAAAAGCAAGAUUUGUCAUCUAAUGGGUAUUUAUGUUUAAGUUUUAAUUAUAUAUUUUUUUUGGUUGUUCCUGCUUAAAUAUUUGCAGGCCGGUUGAAGUAUUUACUUUGUAGCUUUGUCCCAAAUUUAAAAUAUGGUACAAGCAGAGCUAAAGAUAGCCUGAAUUUCAGCUGUCUCCUUAAGUCGCAAACUCAGGCUAAGCUAAAAAAAUAAUGCUUAGGUAUGAAGUGAUCUUGAAAUCUUAGUCUGGGUAAAUUAAGAAAAGUAGAUGGUGACAGGAAGAAUUAUGUAUUAUUUCAAAACCAGACUGUGGUCCCUGCUGCCAACAACAUUGGUUUAUAGUGCGCUACCAUAUUAUGCCUCGUUAAGUGACCAUUUGAUGGAGGUGCCUACAUAAUUAUGCCAUGAAUUAAGCAAAAAAUUGAAAAAAACCAUAAUCUCUAAAUUACUAUCCUAUGACCUAUGUUGGCAAAACAAAACUUAUUUAAGAUGAGGUCAGUUUUCUGGGUAGGCUAUAAAUUAUAACAUUAUUGUUAAGCUGAUUCUUAUAUUUCAAUUCAUCAAGACUCAAGUCCUCAACCCCCUCCAGUCAGGGUAAAAGUGGUCAAACAAAACCUGUCACAAGUAAAGAAAGUCCGGACACUGUAAUGCCAGCACCUUGUACUGUUGCAGGAGGAAUGGUAGUCAAGAAAACUGAUCUUCUUACCAGGUUGGAAAUCAAAAUCAUUGAAAUAGAGUACAAUAUGCAUGUUUGGUUGGUCUUUAUUGUUUUGCUUUGUGAUUGGUUAUAGACUAGCCUAAGGGACGGACCAUUAGAAAUAUUAUGGGGGGGGGGGAAUUUUCGAGCCGCAGGAAUUUUUUUUCGUUAUCAAAUUCCUUGUAUGAAUUUUUUUUAGGCCAUAGCAUGAAUAUUUUUUAGGAUUAAUUGGCGUGCAUGAAUUUUUUUUCAUUUAAUUUUCCCUUGCACAAAUAUUUUUUUUUUUUUGUACGUCGCCCGCCCCCCCAUAAGUUUUCUAAUGGUCCGUCCCAAAGUAGAAAUGGGAAGGGGAUCAGGAGGAAGUCACCGUGAAAAGAAAAGGCGUGUCCGGUAGCCCAGGAUUAGUGGAUUUUGCUAACGGGCUGAUGAAUUCUGUUCUUAAGUUGAGGGAAGUUUUGGGGGGAAAUUCAAAUUACAGAAGAACUGUCAUCAAUUCUGCUUAUCAAAAAAAAAUUUUAAUGACUCUUGGGUUAGUACAUUCUAGCUAAAACUGACUUUCUUUGCACACUGCUUACCAAGUAGUAAUAGAUGAUAGUGCUGAUCAUCAUCAUCAUCGUCGUCAUCAUCAGCAUCGCCAUCAUUAUCUUGGCUACCGAUUCUUUCAUUUCUUAUGUUGUUUUAUCUUUGCGCAUAAAGGUUUGACGUGGUCUUUGAAGAUACUAAAUCAGGUGAAGAAAUGAUUCGCACUCACACCGGAAGGACCCGCCGCCUCUAUGGUGAACCCGCCCAAACAGAGUCUAGUUUUCUAGCAGCUGGCGAUGAAGCCGCUGGCGGUUUUCCAGAGUCAGAGUUUACUGGUGCACACGAUGCGAGACUGUUAGCAGUAGAAGAUUAUGACAGGACAAUUUCUGAACCAAGAAGGACCAAGGAUAAACAAAGUGGGUGGUGGUGACCUGUAUCGAUUCUUUCUGGGUGUCAGUAAAACACCAACUUGGGCUUGAGGCAACCCCAUCUACCCCGGGCUAGAGGUUGGGUUUGCCGUUGUUAACCAUUGUCUUUUUGUUUUUGCACAAGUUCGGGGAAAAUUAUGGCGCCAGGGCCACUUUUUUCUCGUUCAAUGGCAGCUCUGCUACCAACAUUUUUCCUGAACUAGCACAAGUGAGCCUGCUUGCAGGCUGCUUUUUCUGUCUUUCUGUAAAGCUUUAACCAACACAUCAAAAUUAAAAGAAAGAAGAACAAAUGACUUCCUUGUUCCACUAUCUGAAUUUCAGCUAGUGGAGCAUGGGCGAAAUGAGAUUAAGCUAAAAAAAAAAAACCGGGCCACCACUUUUCAUUUUCACUCGCUCUAUGUUUUUUACCCGUGCUUCACUAUCUGAAGCGGGAAUCAGGGUACGGUUAUAUUUAUAGGAAGAAGUAUUUUUAACUCAUUUUGCGGUUUCUUAUCUACAUUUUUUGUUUCUUUAUCAUAGGCUUAUCAUUUUCUGAUAAAGCUUUUAAAAUAACAUCUCUGAAUAUUGAAAAAGCAGAACAAUAUUACUUAUCUCUGAAACUUUUUAACCCAAUAUACCAAGUAGUUUCGGAAGAAAUUCGUUAUUAAACACUCGAAAUGUAAUGGGCUCAUAAACGUAUUUGUCACCCAGCAAUGUGGCAGUAUUAGAUGCCUGAUAAUUCAUUUGAUGUUGCCUAAAAAGAGCUGAAAAUGGCACAAAUUGCUGAAGUAAAGCAGCUCUUUCAACUUUUGAACUUUAAAAUUUGUAUAUACGGUGAAGCCGUGGUGUUUAUCUAAAAAUGUCCUUGCCCUUGGCUAUUUAUACCUUUCCCGGCGGGAUAUAAGCCAUAUAGGUAUGUGCCCCCCAAGGGUAUGGUUUGUGCACCGUUUUGGUCUAAAAACGGGUAUAGACUUUGCCCAUUUAGGUCUGGAAUCGGGUAUAGUUUUCGAGGGAACUACGGGAAUGUAUGAGGCUAUCAAAUUAGAGGCUUUUAUAAAGACUGGAUUUAUAUGGAUAGUUUCUAGCAGGAAAACUGAAGGUUUUGAGCGUUGUUUUACAUUCUUGUCUGGUGAAGCGUGUCCUUACAGACUCUAUUAAUGAAUUGUUUAUUGCCGUUAUCGCAUCUUUUCUGUAUCCCUGCAUGAGUAAUGUCAGUAAUGAGUGGUGAAUUUGCACGCAACGCGGUUAAAUAUUUUAGCAGCUCAGCUUUUUUCUUAAAUUUGAUGUAAAAGUCUUCAUCGGAAUUUUAUUCACUCAAAAGUCCGAAUUCUUUUCAAUAUGAGAAAAUAAAGAGAAGCCCCAGACCAAAAUAAGUUGCUAAUUAUGCAUGCAGGAAUUUGAUAGUAGUAGCGACAAAGGCAAAGGGAUUCAAUUUUCAAAUAAUCAAUUCAUUAAUCUGACCUAUGGGGGUACAACUGUAAUAACACUGGACUUGUUCUUUUUACAGCAGUUACAUACAAUAUCGCCGAGAAGGAUCUGGGCACGAAAAGCAGCCAGGUGAGCCUCUAGAAUAAGUACAAUCAAAACUCUGUACAGCGGACACCCACGGGAGCGGCACUACUUGAGCUUGUGUACACGCGCCUGAACUCCGCCCCUCCCCCUCAGGAAAAAAAAACAACGGAGAAAGAGACAAGAGACGACGUCUCUCUUCCUGGAGGCAAAUUUUCUUAGGAUAGCAUUAAGUGUCCUAGUUAGAGAGGUGUCCAUCUGAAAAGUAAAAGAUGGGACCGACUGUGACCAACUCUAGAUGUCCGUGAGGAGAGUGAAUGCCAGAACGUGAGUGGAAAUGACAGGGACCAACUCUAGGUAUCCAUUUUAGUGAGUGGGGAGGGACGGGGGUUGUGGGGGGCGAGUGGAGAACGUUGCUUCUUUAGUUAUAUCAAGCAAGGACCAGCGUAACAUAGCGGAACCCCUUGAUCCCAAUAAAGGCCUUCAAAUCAGCUAGUGAAGUUAUAAGUAACAAGAUAAUGCGCAUGCAAGGAUGAUUUAACAUACCCUGCGAGCAAGUUCAACAGGAGACGCGAAAGUAGCCUGCGAAAACAGUCGACAUUUAGCGACGCCACCACUGGAUUCCCGCUAAAUGACGUCUGAGAAAUGAGUGUAGAAAUUCCAUAUUGAUAACGCGUCACUACCCAGAUCUGGGUAGUGAUGCGUCAUCAGUAUGGAAUUUUUGCGCUCGUUCUCAGACGUCAUUUUGCGGUAAAACCAGUGGUAGCGUCGCAAAAAGGAAGGCUUUCCAGGGACACUUUUUAUGCCAGUCAUAAAAAAUAAUAAAUAAUUCCGUUAUUUACUCUCGGUAGUAUUUAUAGCACUUAUGCUAGUGUGGCCGAGCAAAUGUCUGAAACAAAUAAUCUAAAUCAAACUUAACAGGGUUAACCUAGCGGUCAGAGUAGGACUUGAAUUCAGGGCCUCCAAAUUGCAAGUCCAGCGCUCUAACCGCUCGGUUCAGUAUAACGUGAAUCUCAUUAGCGUGCAUAUACAGUCGAACCUCGCUAUUUCGAACUCGGUUAAUUCGAAGUCCCCACUAUUUCGAAGGAAGAUCGAAUGCCCUUGGAUUUACCCUUCCCCUUUACGCUUCCCCGCUUAUUUCGAAGACCCGCUAUUUCGAACUUUUUUCCAUUUCCUUUGGGACUUCGAAAUAGCGGAGUUCGACUGUAUAUUGCCGAACAGAUAACCAAGCCUUUUUUAAGAUUGUGAAUACCUUUGUUGUGUGUUAAAUUUUUGUUGUUACUUAGACCGGAAGCAAGGAUCACACUGAAGAGAGUGAAAAUGACAUGCAUUUAAUGGAAAGAAAAUUUUCAAUGCUUACAGAGGAAAGAAAACGAGCAAGUGCUGUUUUUUGUGAUUUAACGCUCUCCAUCUUAGACUAGGUUAUGGCGUGAUGUUUUUGUCAGGAUAACUUUCCAAUCUGUGAGAGAAAUCCUAUGCUGUUACGCUUCUGUUGAAACCUUUCGCAGCACGUUUGUAUAAGACUAUUUAUUUCUUAGGAUGUAAAAAAAAGAAAUUUGAAUUUUCUUACAAUUUUUUUCUUUACCCACUAUCAAAAAGAAAGAGUUAAUGAAUUUUUUUUACUACAUUUCUUUUAUUUUCUUGACUCUCGUUAGUGAAACAUUGUUUUUGCCAUUCAAAAUUGAAAACUCCUAUACAGGGAUCAUAUCUUCAGCACACUAAAUAACAUCCCCAGGUUAAGGGGGCACUCAACAAAGUUUUAUACAGGAAGCUCCGAUCCGAGGUCCAACCCCUUGCCCUUUUACAUACUAUUUUUUGACCGAAAAGGUAUCCCUUUUGUAUAGCUUCUAUUGACAAAUGGUUCCUCUUUCACAUACAUACAAUACAACACUGCAUCCAUUUAACUGUUUGACUAGCCUAUCUUUUUAAUAAGCGUCGAACAAAAAGCCAAAACAGGAAGUUUUUGUGUCAUUUUCACGACGUCAAAUUGCGCAUAUUCAAAAAUGUUUGAAAUAGAAGCCUUUUAAGAAUACUGAAAUGACAUUGAGUUUUGUUUUCCUUUUCACAUCAAGUGGUGAAAUUCCUAUCCUAUACCUGCAGCCUGAAAAAUUACCCCUUCCGGAGGGGAGCCUCCCCGUAAAGGCUAAUAUAGGAAUUGGCCCCUCCUGGGUAAUAUCCCCUAUAUGUAAUAGCCUGGAACCAGGCUCCUCAGUGGGGACAAAGGCUAAAAAACGGGGUGAAACAGCCAAAAAAAAGCGGUUGACUAGAAAUUUUUUUUUUCGCCUUGUCUCCCCCACUGCGAAGCCUGGUCUCAGGCUAUAUUAACGUAAUGUCUCUGUUAAUACUGCAGCUUGAGUCUACUCUCAGCCGAAUUCCAACGCAGAGAAUGACGAAACGAUCAAAGGAGGACAAGGUAUUGUGAACGUGCUUUGUUUUUCUUCGAGGUUUAUUCAUACGAGGUUUGAGAAUCAUUGCGUCAAAGUUUGCGCACGUUUAUGCUAUGAAACAAUCUGCAAAGAUCUUUGUUUCUACUGAUUUGGGACCUUUUUGUGUUUUGUUUUUGUUUUGUUUGUUUGUUUGAAACCUCCCGCAAUGAGGGACUGUCCCUGGGCAAAAUUUAGACCGGAUAGCGAUGUCUAAAACUGUGCAAGCCUGCCCCUGAUUGACAACGAAGUGAAUAUAAAUCGUACUACGUAAAAGUUAGCUUUGCAAGACAUAAACACGACAUCUGGCUCUUGAUAGAACCCAAACAUCAUACUCCGGCCAAGAUAUCGCCGGUUAUUUAAAAGCGGAUCGAUUUACGCCAUGAAAUCCCUGGAGCCCUGAUGCUCCUGUUUACGCGAAAACAGCGUGUGGUAUGAGGAGAAACGGGGUUUCGCUGUUUUUUUCUCUCUCGCUUUUUAAUUUUCGCUGCUGGCCCGCUUUUUUCCGCUCGUCUUUACCGACCCAAAGCCUUACUUGCACAGGCUACGUGACGGGAAAAAAGAUACGUUAUCUCAGCCUUUAUCUUGCACUUCGAGUCUCCACUUCCUGACGCCUUGCUUCCUGAGUCUGAGCAGGUGUUGCAAAAACAAAAAUGCUCCGGAAGCAACUUAAUAAAGGCGAUGAAAAUAAAUAUCUGGAGACCUUCAAUCAAGCUGGUGUGACGGGUGUGUUUCAUUUGCGUAUUUAACUCUUGUCGCACCAAUGCUGGCAUCUUUUAUGCUCGUUGUAAAGGGACUACUUUUAAAAAAAUUUUCCUGUGUUUCAGGAGAGCCCAAGGUGCUAUGCAAUAAGAAUGGCCGGGGGGGUACUCGAUUAAAUAUUUGGGUAUAGGUUUGAAAUCCUGACCCUGUUUAGGACAAAAAAUUCCUUAAAUUCAUACCCUGUUUAGGACAACACCCUCCAUUUUAUUACCCUUUUUAGGACAAAGGACAAAAUGCACGCCGUGUUGUUUUGUAGGCAUUGCUGGCAGUUGCAGUACAGCAAAUUCACGUUAUGCAUGUAGUCAUUGCUUCUGUUUAAUUGGAGUACAAACAAAUUUCAUCCAGUGUUUAUGACGGGAUGGCACGAAAUUAUAUAACCUGGUUAGGACGGACAGAAAAGAGAAAAACCAUUCCCUGUCACGCGGCACAUCCCCGCAUUGGCCAUAUAACAACAACAACAACAAGUUUAUUCAGUAUUACCAUUUUGUACAGGUGUUACCGAUUAAAAUAACAAUAAUAAACAACUAAAUUUAAGGAAAUGAAGAUAUGAUGGAACGGUAGAAUAUAAGGAAGUCCUUCCCGGGGGAGAAUUGAGAGGGAGUGUUCUUGAGAUCUCUUGAGCGCGUAAGAUGAUAGGCGAGGUUUUCGGAGUCUCCCAGAUUGUGUAAAAAAGGCUCUCUAUUUCCUUUGUACAAGGUUUAUAUCGAUAUCGUUUUGAUUAUUCCUGCUGACCCUCGGGCUGACCCUUAGUCUUGUUUUCUUCAGGCUUAUCUCGAAAGCCGGCUUGAUGAAGUGGUCAAGGAGAUAGGAGCUGUCAGGAUGCAACUUCGAAGACAUCACGCCCUUUGAAAAAAGUACAAACUUGAAGUAUCACUUCGUCUGACCUUCACUGUGCAAGAAAGAAAGAAAACGUUUUGUUAAGCUUUUGAGGUGAAAGUAAAUCUAAAUGAUUUGUACUUCUGAUUAUAUUUUUAUACAUGCACUGUUUUGUAUUCAGAACUUGAACUGAUUGAAUUGAC